Aureobasidium melanogenum CBS 110374 is the source of this 1647-nucleotide messenger RNA. RefSeq lists its product as uncharacterized. Gene Ontology annotation, cellular component: mitochondrion. The transcript has 3 exons. The coding region runs from base 1 to 1647 and encodes 548 amino acids. The record is from RefSeq and is a predicted model, not a curated record. NCBI's taxonomy places the organism in Eukaryota, Fungi, Ascomycota, Dothideomycetes, Dothideales, Saccotheciaceae.
AUGCCCGGAUCUCGCCACGAGGCGGACUGUCCAAGUGUGGAGACGCCAGCGAGAUUAAGUCGUCGAUACCACGGCGUUCAAGCCACGUCAAACCCCGACGAAACCAUUGCACAAAGGGACUCAGAUCCUCAUGAAUACACAAGCGGGCGAUGGCUUCACCGCAACAAGGACCAAACUGAAGCACGCUACAUUGAAUUCGAUUACGAUGCUCUUUGCAGAAAGGCUGUCGAGCAAUGCCCUGGUUCCCAUAGCGUCGCCGAGUGCAAGAAGAUUGAAGGAGGUUUCAACAGGGUCUUCCUGUUUACCAUGGAUGACGAACAGACUCUAAUCGCGAGACUACCCUUUUCUGUUGCCGGCCCACCUCGAUACGUUAUUCUCUCAGAGGUUGCCACCAUCGCUUACAUCAAAUCCAAAACAUCCAUCCCGGUUCCGGACAUCGUCUACUGGUGUGAUACCAGCUCGAACCCGAUAGGCACAGAGUAUAUUCUUAUGAAACCCGUGCCUGGCGUCCAGCUUCACGGUCGAUGGGAGACGAUGACAAGCUCAGAACAUCUCAGCUGCAUCGAGUCCAUUUCAGAGAUGAUGGCUCAGUUGACGGAGCUCGAGUUCCCUGCAUAUGGCAGUCUUUACUUUCCAGACGCUCCCAUUGCUGGACAUCUAAAAAGAGACUUUGCAAAUGGUUUUUGUGUGGGGCCUCACUGUGGUUCUACCUACUGGAACUGUGCACCUGGAGAAGCUUCUAUCUAUCGCCAGAACGAUGACCAGGGACCCUGGCCCGAUCUCUCUAGCUACUGCAAAGGCUUGGUUGCAUCUGCUCGCUCUCGCAUUCCAGAGUCUGCACCAGAAGAUCAACUGCCUUAUCAGGGCUCGAUCCAGGAACAUGCCAGAUUCGUGACAGAAUGUGAGACUGUUCUUUACGAACUUAUCGAGAAGCCCCUAGUGAAGGGCGUGGCAAAGCCAACUCUGCUGCAUGCCGAUCUGCACAAAAGAAACAUCUUCGUUUCCGACAACGAGCCCACCAAAAUCACUGGCAUCAUCGACUGGCAAUCGACAAGCAUCGAGCCAGCAUUCAUCUACGCCAACGAAACACCUGAUUUUGCAACACUUGUCGACGAUGUGCCCGGAACGGUAAAAGACUCACUCGAUCAGGCAACGCGAAAGCAGAAGCAAGAGGACAUCCAGGUGUGCGCCAAAUUCUUCGAAGCAUGGAUGAAGGCCAACGCCCCAAACAUCAGCAAAGUCCGCGCGAUUAAUGACACCAUCCUGCGGCCUUUUCGCCAUUGCAACACGUCAUGGAGGGACAGCAUUGCAGCUGUUAAAAGCGAUCUUAUCGACUUGGCAGGAGAGUGGAAUGCGCUAGGGCUGGUAGGUUCGUGUCCCUAUCAACCGACACAGGACGAACUUGCCAUACACGAAAAGAAUCGCGAAGAUUUCGAGUCCGUUCUGAGUCUGAAGGCUUGGCUCAUGCAGACUUUGGGCAUAACUUCGGACGGCUGGAUCCCUAUAGAUGAGUUCCCACUCAUCUUGCCCGCCUAUCGCGAAGCGUACGAGCAGUGGAUCGAGAUUGCCAGACAGGCCGAGGCCGCUGGCGACGCGGAAAUGUCGGUGGGAAAGGCGGACAAGCUGUGGCCGUUCGAUCAGCGGUAA